AUGGAGAUUGUGUACGUAUACGUGAAGAAACGCAGUGAGUUUGGGAAGCAAUGCAACUUCUCCGACCGCCAGGCAGAGCUGAACAUCGACAUCCCGCCCAACCCCGAGCUGGCCGAGCAGUUUGUAGAGCGGAACCCGGUGGACACGGGCAUCCAGUGCUCCACCAGCAUGUCGGAACAUGAGGCCAACACAGAGCGCUUUGAGAUGGAAACCCGGGGGAUUAACCACAUCGAGGGCGGCUGGCCCAAGGACGUGAACCCCCUGGAGCUGGAGCAGACGAUCCGCUUCCGGAAGAAGGUGGAGAAGGACGAAAACUACAUCAACGCCGUCCUGCAGCUGGGCUCAAUCAUGGAGCAUUGUAUCAAGCAGAAUAACGCCAUCGACAUCUACCAGGAGUAUUUUGAUGACGAGGAUGCGGUGGAGGUGACAGACGAGGCCCCCUCAGCUAAAACCAUCAAUGUCUUCAGGGACCCCCAGGAAAUUAAGCGGCCAGCCACACACGUCUCCUGGCAUCCCGAUGGCAACAGGAAGUUGGCAGUGGCAUAUUCUUGCUUGAACUUUCAACGGGCGCCCGAGGGCAUGAGCAACGAAUCGUACAUCUGGGACCUGGAAAACCCCAACAGGCCAGAAAUUACCCUAAAGCCGUCUUCUCCUCUUGUCACCUUGGAGUAUAACCCCAAAGAUUCCCACGUGCUCCUGGCAGGCUGCUACAAUGGGCAGAUCGCCUGCUGGGACACGCGGAAGGGCAGCCUGGUGGCAGAGCUGUCCACCAUCGAGUUCAGCCACCGAGACCCUGUGUACGGCACCAUCUGGCUGCAGUCGAAGACGGGCACGGAGUGUUUCUCGGCGUCCACGGACGGGCAGGUCAUGUGGUGGGACAUCCGGAAGUUGAGCGAGCCCACCGAGGUCCUCAUCAUGGACAUCACCAAAAAGGAGCAUCUGGAGAACGCCUUGGGGGCCAUCUCCCUGGAAUUCGAGUCCACUCUGCCGACCAAGUUCAUGGUGGGCACCGAGCAAGGCGUCGUCAUCUCCUGCAACCGCAAGGGCAAGACGCCGGCCGAGAAGAUCGUGUGCACCUUCUCAGGCCACCACGGCCCCAUCUACGCCCUGCAGAGAAACCCGUUCUACCCGAAGAACUUCCUGACCGUCGGCGACUGGACCGCCCGCAUCUGGUCAGAGGACAGCCGGGAGUCGUCCAUCAUGUGGACCAAAUACCACAUGGCCUAUCUCACUGAUGGCGCCUGGAGCCCCGUGAGGCCGGCAGUUUUCUUCACCACCAAGAUGGACGGGACCUUGGACAUCUGGGACUUUGUGUUCAAGCAGUGCGACCCUGCCCUCAGCCUGAAGGUCUGUGACGAAGCCCUCUUCUGCCUCCGGGUGCAAGACAAUGGGUGCUUCAUCGCCUGCGGCUCCCAGCUGGGGACGACCACGCUGCUGGAGGUCUCCAACGGGCUGUGCACCCUCCAGAGAAAUGAGAAGAACACGGCUUCUGCGAUAUUCGAGCGUGAGACGCGGCGGGAGAAGAUCCUGGAAGCCAGGCACCGUGAGAUGCGCCUGAAGGAGAAGGGCAAGGCUGAGGGCCGGGAUGACGAGCUGAGGGAUGAGCCGCCUGUCUUGAACCUGGAGGAGCUGGUCACCAAGGCCGAGGAGGAGUUCUUUGACAUCAUCUUCACGGAGCUGAAGAAGAAGGAGGCGGAAGCCAUGAAGAAGCAGCCCAAAUCUCUGAAACAGCCAAGCCAGGACACAGAUGAGGAAGUGCAAGGAGAGGAAGAAGCAGAGGAAGAAAGAGGCGACGGCGAAGGGGAGGAAGGAGGCAGUGGAGAGAGUCCAGCGCUGGGAGGUCAGCCCUGA
Molecule: messenger RNA, 1851 nt
Organism: Budorcas taxicolor (takin)
Lineage: Eukaryota; Metazoa; Chordata; Mammalia; Artiodactyla; Bovidae
Gene: DNAI2
Product: dynein axonemal intermediate chain 2
Exons: 12
Coding region: 1-1851 (616 amino acids)
Biological process (GO): outer dynein arm assembly; cilium movement
Cellular component (GO): outer dynein arm
Molecular function (GO): dynein heavy chain binding; dynein light chain binding
Source: RefSeq, a predicted model, not a curated record